GCCAUGUUGUGUGUGGCUUCAUGGCGUUGGAAAAUUACUUGGUGGUUGGCUGUUUGUGUAGAAGGGUCCUGAGGCUGCCUUAGAGGAGAGGAGGGGCCUAAGGCAACCGACCCGGCGUCUUCUCAUUUCCCACUUCCCGGGGAAGGGAAAGAGUUGCUGGCCCUCGUCUCAACCCCGGCUAAGGAACUUAGGAAUGAUUGGUGGGGAUCCCAGGUUUUGCUUUGUUCUUCAUUGCGGGGGCUUAGCGGAGACUCUGUUGUCUUAAUCCUGAUUUCUUGGGGAGCCAUUCCAAUAAUGUUUGCUUCAGAAAGAUUCUGAUCUGGAAGUUGGCUAAUGGACUGCCUGACUGAGAAAGGAACGAGGCUGGAAAUGAAAGGGGAAAGAGGGAGAGUCCCCACCACUGUCCUCAGGAUAUACAUCAUAUAUUAGAACAACAACACCAGGAACUAAAUGUUCUGUUUCAUCCUGUACUUGCUGCCCAGAAAGUAAAUAAAGAUGCUGACCUGCAGUCAGUGGUUUAUAUAUUCUUCAUGCAAGAGUAAUGUGUUAAAGGAAAAAAGUAAACUGUGUUAAUCUGACUUUGAAGAAAGUGGAGACAAAUUAGAGAUGAUAUACAACUGCUAAGACAAGCCUGGAGAUUCUUUAACAUUUGGAAUCCAUGGAAGGCAUAUAAUCAUUCUUCUGUGGGAGGAAGGAAGUUUAUAGUGUUAGCUGCUCAACUGAGUCAUUGCAUAAAGAAUCACCGUGCUAAGCAAAGUUUCUAAUCUGUUUUCUACCAGCUUCAAAAAAUAUGUUCUGAGUUAUUGAUUCAAGAUUAAUUACAAGAAGUGGAAUUACUACUAAGUCAGAGUAUUCCAUAUUGGAAGAAGCUAAUCUUUAUAAAUGAAAAAAAUGCCUUUGUUUAGUAAGUCACACAAAAAUCCAGCAGAAAUCGUGAAAACUCUGAAAGACAACAUGGCCAUAUUGGAAAAACAAGACAAAAAGACAGACAAGGCUUCAGAAGAAGUGUCAAAGUCUCUGCAAGCAAUGAAAGAAAUUCUGUGUGGUACAAAUGAAAAAGAACCCCCAACAGAAGCUGUGGCUCAGCUAGCACAAGAACUCUACAGUAGCGGGCUGCUGGUGACCCUGAUCGCUGACCUACAGCUGAUAGACUUCGAGGGGAAAAAAGAUGUGACCCAGAUAUUUAAUAACAUCCUGAGAAGACAGAUAGGCACUCGGAGUCCUACUGUGGAGUACAUCAGUGCUCACCCUCAUAUCUUGUUUAUGCUCCUCAAAGGAUAUGAAGCCCCACAGAUUGCCUUACGUUGUGGGAUUAUGCUGAGAGAAUGUAUUCGACAUGAACCGCUGGCCAAAAUCAUCCUCUUUUCUAAUCAAUUCAGAGAUUUCUUUAAGUAUGUGGAAUUGUUAACAUUUGAUAUUGCUUCAGAUGCCUUUGCUACUUUUAAGGAUUUACUAACCAGACAUAAAGUGUUGGUAGCAGACUUCUUAGAACAAAAUUACGACACAAUUUUUGAAGAUUAUGAGAAAUUGCUUCAAUCUGAGAAUUAUGUGACUAAGAGACAAUCUUUAAAGCUGUUAGGUGAACUGAUACUGGACCGACACAACUUUGCCAUUAUGACAAAGUAUAUCAGCAAGCCAGAAAACCUCAAACUGAUGAUGAACCUCCUUCGAGAUAAAAGUCCCAACAUACAGUUUGAAGCCUUUCAUGUCUUUAAGGUAUUUGUCGCCAGUCCUCACAAAACACAACCUAUUGUGGAGAUUCUAUUAAAAAAUCAACCCAAGCUCAUUGAGUUCCUGAGCAGCUUCCAAAAAGAUAGAACGGAUGAUGAGCAGUUCACUGAUGAAAAGAACUACUUGAUUAAACAGAUUCGAGACUUGAAGAAAACAGCCCCUUGAAGAGCUCACUCAGAUUCUUGCCACACUCACUGUCUCAUUUGGUGUUGUACAGAAGUAUCAUUUCAAACAUAAUCAUUCUUGGGCAGGCUUUCAAGGUGCCUACUUUUUCUCAAUUCAUUGUUGAGAGUAGACAGAAUAUAAAUAUUUGAAUGAAAAAAAAAUUAACCUAGCACAAUACAUUCAUUUUAAUCAAGUCUGUGAUUAUUUAUGCAAAAUCAGAGCCAUUAUAUGAGACAUUGAUAGAAGCAAUUUUAACCCUUUGUUUUGACAAAGCCAUCAGGGCCAAGGGCUUGCAGGCCUGAGCCUCCAGUCACCAUGAGUCACCAACCAGAAUCCCAUGUUGAAUAACCUGAGUCCUCAACAAAAACAAGUUAUCAGAGAAAUGGACAUGAGGCAAGAAGCACAAAAUCAUUUUGCUUACCUGCACUUGACAAGUAGAUUUCUUAAAACAUAAUGAAAGAACUGAAAAUAACAUUCAUGUUUUCAGUCAUAUUCUUGUUCCCUGCCCCUGUCUGUUGACUGAAACUAACCUCCCUGCUCAGCCUUCCUUUUGCACUCCUGACUCAUGGCACACAUACCCCCUCCCUCCUGCAGUCCGGUUAGCAUGUACGUAAAGUAAACUAAGUAAAAUAGGAUGGCUUAACAAGGGUCACAGUAUGUAAGCAGAUGACCCCCAGGGGAUGGCCAGCUCUCUUGAGACUUAGGCAGUUAAGAACCACAGCUCCAGCUCUUGUCAUUGCUAUUUCAUGCUACCUUCUGCAGGGUUAGUGAAUGUUUGGGACAUUUCAGAAACAGUGUCAUCUUGGGGGACAGUUUCGUUUGAUGAUGACAUAUAUUUUAGAAUAGGAAUCAUUGCACUAGGAUGCCUAGCAUGUAUAAAACCAUGAGUCUAGAGGGUUAUACUGGUCUUUAGCCCACUUUUGUAAGGAAACAUUCCCAUUAAUAGGGCAAAUGAUUGAAUGCAUAAAAAUAUUCUCAAAUGGCAAAUUAGUUUUCAGUUAAUUUUUCAUCACUAAUUUUUCAUCAACACCUUUAGUGUCAAGGUAGAAAACCUAUAAAACUCUGGCCCCAAAUUUCUCGUAAGCCAGCAUGAUUAAGGCAUGGAGCAACAGCAAAAGAACAUGAUUUGUUUUCAGAUGGCAAGUAUAUAAAUUGGAUUUUAAAGAUAUAUUUGCAGAGCACUCAAGGUACAGUUAUUAAUCUGUGAUUGUUCAUAAGUCUUCUGUAUCCAGAUCAUUAAUUGCUGCCUUUCAUAAGAACUCUUGGUUUUUCCAAAUUGGGUGCUGUGUACUUCAACCAGAUGCUUUUCUUCCUAGAGAGGGAGCUUUCUCCCUCUAGGAAUCCUUCUCCAGCAUCGGUACGCUCUGUUGAUACUGCAUCUGAAGGGUUACCUGGUGAGGUUUCAUCCUUCUUGGCUGGGGUGCAGGCUCGUGUUCGCUGCCCAGCUUGGAUCCUGGGGUAAUGGUGCAAGAGCUGUGGACCCUGUAACAGCUCUGGCCAUGAUGACCUUAAUCUUUAGUCACUGAAGUCGGAUCAUUUUUAUAACAUUCCCUGACAGUCCUGAAUCUCUUAGAAUUUAGCUCUCUAGUUUUGCCUCUUUGAUAAAAAGAAUCACCAGGCAUGUAACUGUUGAACAUUUAUUUGGUUGCUUAAUACUAUUCUACAACAUCAUGAUACACAUGUUUUCAAUUGGAAAGCAAGGCUUUGUUUUAAUUCUUUUUUGAUAAAUAAAACAUUUUAUUUCC
Molecule: messenger RNA, 3641 nt
Organism: Condylura cristata (star-nosed mole)
Lineage: Eukaryota; Metazoa; Chordata; Mammalia; Eulipotyphla; Talpidae
Gene: CAB39L
Product: calcium binding protein 39-like
Exons: 14
Coding region: 883-1896 (337 amino acids)
Biological process (GO): intracellular signal transduction
Molecular function (GO): protein serine/threonine kinase activator activity
Source: RefSeq, a predicted model, not a curated record